AUGCCCGCGAAGUACUCGCACGUCAAGAAAAGGGCCGCCUCUGCGCGCAAGGCGAACAAUGCCGGCCAUAACCAGCACGCGCACUCCAAUCCCCAUUCACACGCGCAUAUACACUCGCACAGGGACCACCGACCGAACCCUCUGAUCGACAAGAGCAUCUCCCAAGCAAUGUCCGCCGUGUCUGAGCUCGAACGCUGCAUCGCGCGCAUGCUCCUCCUUCGUUAUGAGCAGGACAUCGCCCGGUUAUUCUCCACGCGCUUGUUCAGCGUCUCGCUCGUCCACCUCCCUACCCUCAUGAUGCGAUGCAUUGGGCUUUGCGGCCCGGGCUGGGUUGCACACAAUGCCGACUCCGAAGAUAUCAAGGAUUUUUUCCGGUCCGCCAUCGGCAUGGACAUGCGGCAGGCGGGCGAACGGGUGGCGACUAAGAGCGUGCUGUGGUCCUACACCGUACUUAGACACUUCGCACUGUCGAACGGCGUGGCGAUCUGUCGCAAGCGCGGCUUGCACUCCCUGCAUCUUCUCCCUUACUUCCCCGCGCUGAGGGCGCACCUCGACGCGCUCGAAGCGGCGCCGUCCCCGAAAUUCGCGAAGCCCACGCACCUGGGGCCGCUCACGGAGGGCCUCGAGGCGCUCGAGGAGGCAUGCGUGCUCAAGUACGGCUCGCGUAUCGGCGCGGGCGGCGCGUGGGACGCGAGCUGGCGCGUCAAGGUGCGGGUGGGGUACGAGCGGCUCGUGCAGACCCUCUGGCGCGUCGCGCACGAGUUCGACGUGCGCGGGUACGGGCUCGUGCUGCGCGAGAAGCUGACGAGCAAGUGGUGCGAGUGCGGGUGCUCGACGGACCAUCUUGGAGAGGUGUGCGAGCGGACCGUGAGCGAGGAGGAGCUCGAGAGCGGCGUGCGCUCUGGGAAGCAGCGCGAGUGGGAUGGAAGGGGAAGCGGCGUGUAUGGCUGGGGCACCGAAGAGGAAGAAGAUAUCUGGGAGCUCGAGCUCGACUUUGGUGGGGGGGUCGAACGCGCCGGUGCAGGCGAGGCCGAGAUGACGGUCGGGGAGCUCACGGAAUGGCGUUAUAUUAAAGCAGAGAGGGAAAAAGAGCUGGGCAACGUGGCGUUCAAGAAAGGGGACUACGAGUCCGCCAUACAGCACUACACUUCGGCCAACGAGAUCGAGCCAGAGAUGCCGCAUUACCAGCUCAACCUCGCCGCAGCUCAUCUCAAACUCAACCGAUGGAUGGAAGCCGAAGCUGCGUGCGACAAGGCCUUGAGCCAGCACAAGAGUGGCAAGGGCUAUUUUAGGCGGGCACGCGCGCGAAAAAUGCAGGGCCAUGUGGACGGUGCUAUUAAAGAUCUGCGUGGAGCGUUGCACCUCCAGCCAAACAACCCAGAGGCGCUCGCAGAGCUGGCGUCGCUCGUCCCUGCUCCCCCCUUGGGGCAACAAGGACAAAUGCAGGCGAGCGCAAAUGGCAGCCGUGAAGCGACCUCGCGACCGGCGGGCUCGGCGCAUCUGAACUACGACCACCUGCACCUCCCGAAGCCGAAGCCGCCGAAGCCGCUCCCGUUUGCGCGCGGCGAGCGCGACACGCGGAAGCUCAAGUUCCUGCCGAUGCCGGUGUCGCUCGAGAUGCCCGUCGACCUCGCGAGCGCCGAGGCAUUCAUGGCGGAGUCGAGCAAGGGCAAGGUGCCCGCCUCGACGCAGGUCAGGACCGAGUCUUUCUCGUACCCCGGCUGGGAGCGCUACACGGUCCAGAGGCCGGAAUGA
Molecule: messenger RNA, 1755 nt
Organism: Heterobasidion irregulare TC 32-1
Lineage: Eukaryota; Fungi; Basidiomycota; Agaricomycetes; Russulales; Bondarzewiaceae
Exons: 7
Coding region: 1-1755 (584 amino acids)
Molecular function (GO): protein binding
Source: RefSeq, a predicted model, not a curated record